GGGGAGAUCGCCGGUCCCACGCAAAAGGUCGGCGUGGCCGCUCUCACGCUUCUCUCUGGCAUUACAUACAUAUACGCGUGCAUUGAAAUUGUUAUAUCAGGAAAAUGUGAUUUGCAGUUUGCAAUAUACAUAGGUAGGACUUUGCAUAGUAAUGUCGUUUUGAUCAUAAGAAGUGAGAGAGUCGAAUGGUCAAAGCCUAGUCAGAAUGACCGAUCAAGAUACAAACAAUAAUACUACUCUUCCGUUACGGGAGAAUUUGGUGAAAACUGCAGUGCAAUUUCUACAAAAUCCUAAAGUGUCAUCAAGUCCAUUGGUGCAAAAGCAGGAAUUUCUUAAGAGGAAAGGCCUCACAGAUGAAGAGAUUAAAACAGCUUUCAAACUAGCAUCUGUUGACAAUAUAACUGAUCGCAAUGCUCUUCAAAGUCAGAGUCCAUAUACUGCUGUACAAAUACCAUCGGGAUCUAUUCAUUCGUAUCGUCAAAUGAACGUUUACCAAUCGACAUUUUUGCAAAAAGUCAAAGAGUUAUUUAAUGCAACAGCAUUAAUUGGUAUUACGGUAUACUGUGCAUAUUGGUUUUAUAAGAAAUUUAUAGAACCCUUUCUGUUUGGUCAAAGAAAGAAGAGAAGUGUAGAGGAUAGGGUAACCGAAUUAGAUAAAACCGUCCAAGAUUCCAUGAAAGAAGUGAAAGACUCUAUUUCGAAGGUAGAAAGCGAAGUGCAAAAGCUGACUCAGCAUCAAGCAUUAGAUCCAACUAUCCCACAAUUGGUGCAAGAGCUUAAACACGAUUUAUCUAGUCUAAAAGCUUUACUUUUAUCAAGAAAACAAUUUCCAACUGCUCCGGCAUCUAUACCACCAUGGCAGUUGGGUGCAACAAAUGUAAAUCAAGAGAAAACAACUGAACGAGAAGACGAUGCUGGAAGUGGAAGCAGUACUAACAAUUCGGAUAGUUCUUUGGAAAUGAUUCGAGAGGACCCACCCAAAGAAUAAGUUUAGAAUUUUUUAUCUAUCAAUUAAUUACUUCCAUAAUGAUAGUCUUCGAUACGAUGUACUCGGCAUAAUAUAUUCAAGCAAAAGGAUUAUAGUUUCAAUAGUACUUUAUAUAUUAGAGAGAUGUUUCUUAUUAUUUUUAUACAAGACGUUAUAAGAAAAGUUCAGGACUACGAUAUAUCUGAAUCCUUUUUUAAUCCCUUGUAUACAUACUCGUAGCAUUGACCGCGGUACUUUUGGUAGUAUUCAUAACUUUGUAAAUGUUUCUAAUAUCUAUCAAACAAUGUUUCGUUAUAAAAAAAAAAACCUCCGAGAUAUAUAACGAUCAAAAAGUAAAUUUAUGCAUCGAUUGUGUCAUACUUUACUAUAAUAAUAUAGAGCAUAUCGAUUGAAUAAGUGUAUUAAAUUAAUGUAAUUGCAGAUUUCUUUGCAAUUUUUAAUAAAAUGUUUUUCUUGUAUAAGAUCUAAACAGGCUGUUAAUAGUAGUUUCUUUAAAAAAAAUUAAUUUACUUAAAUUUACUUUACUACAGUACAAAUAUGAGAGAAAAGGAAAGAGAAAAUACAUAACUAGAUUUUUUAAUACUUUUGAACAGUUUUCACGUGAGCAAAAGCGAUAUUCUCGAUUUUAUAAUUAUGUGAAUUAUAUAUCUAGUAUGUAAGAAACUUGUGAAAAUUAUGUUUGGUUGUUUUAUGCAGAGAUAAAUUAUAAAGAUGUAGCAAUUCUCUACAUCAUGAAACAAACUACUUAAUUAUAUGUAAUGUAUAUGCAAAUGUUAAUAUCUUUUAAUCUAGAAUCAAAAACAUCGAAGAUAGUUACAAUACAAAGUAUCGUGUUUAAGAAUCUUGUAAAUUUUAUAUUGAAAUUGAAUUUCUACUACAAACUGAGAAAUGGGUGUACUUUCAUAUGUGGCGGUAUCUGUCUGCAUUACGGUGCAGACAGUGUUAUGUGUGUACAGAUAUAAUUUUAUUGAAUAAAAAAAACUGAAUAGUUAA
Molecule: messenger RNA, 1981 nt
Organism: Wasmannia auropunctata (little fire ant)
Lineage: Eukaryota; Metazoa; Arthropoda; Insecta; Hymenoptera; Formicidae
Gene: Pex14
Product: peroxisomal membrane protein PEX14
Exons: 4
Coding region: 206-988 (260 amino acids)
Biological process (GO): protein import into peroxisome matrix, docking
Cellular component (GO): peroxisomal importomer complex; peroxisomal membrane
Molecular function (GO): signaling receptor binding
Source: RefSeq, a predicted model, not a curated record